UUCCUAUUUAAUCUCGACCCCCCUUAGGGUUCCCCUCCUUCCUCCUUGCGAGACCAAACCAAAGCUGCGGCGGCGCGCGCAUAGGAGGCGAAUCAGCAGCGGAACCAAGCCGCCGACGCCACCAUGGGUAUCUCGCGUGACUCCAUGCACAAGCGCCGGGCCACCGGUGGGAAGCAGAAGGCUUGGAGGAAGAAGCGAAAGUAUGAGCUCGGCCGCCAGCCAGCCAACACUAAGCUUUCAAGCAACAAGACAGUGAGGAGGGUCCGUGUUCGCGGAGGUAACGUGAAGUGGAGGGCUCUCCGUCUCGACACUGGUAACUUCUCAUGGGGUAGUGAGGCUGUGACCCGCAAGACCCGUCUCCUGGACGUGGUUUACAAUUCGUCAAACAAUGAGCUUGUGAGGACUCAGACCCUUGUCAAGAAUGCCAUUGUGCAAGUUGAUGCUGCCCCCUUCAAGCAGUGGUACCUGACUCAUUAUGGAGUCGAAAUCGGUAGGAAGAAGAAAGCUGCUGCAGCUGCCAAGAAGGAACCUGCUGAGGGGCAAGAGGCCGAGGUUGCUGCUGCUGCCACAGAGGAAGCAAAGAAGAGCAACAAUGUCCAGAGGAAGCUUGAGAAGCGCCAGCAGGGACGUACACUGGACUCGCACAUUGAGGAGCAGUUCAGUGGUGGAAGGCUGCUGGCCUGCAUUUCGUCUCGCCCUGGACAGUGUGGCAGAGCUGAUGGGUACAUCCUGGAGGGCAAGGAGCUGGAGUUCUACAUGAGGAAGCUCCAGAAGAAGAAGGGCAAGGGUGCCACAGCUUAGGCGGAAGAGCUGCUGCAUGUUACUCGUUGGAUUUUCUUAGAUGUUGCGUCCAUGUCAUGUUUGCAGACAUACUGAACACCAUUUUCUGUAAACGGUUCGAGUCCUAGGUUGAACUGAGAAUGUUUUGCCUGUUUUGGUUGUGAUCUAAAGCUAUCCAGAUUCUAUUA
Molecule: messenger RNA, 968 nt
Organism: Triticum urartu
Lineage: Eukaryota; Viridiplantae; Streptophyta; Magnoliopsida; Poales; Poaceae
Product: small ribosomal subunit protein eS8
Biological process (GO): translation
Cellular component (GO): ribosome
Molecular function (GO): structural constituent of ribosome
Source: RefSeq, a predicted model, not a curated record